Molecule: messenger RNA, 870 nt
Organism: Macrosiphum euphorbiae (potato aphid)
Lineage: Eukaryota; Metazoa; Arthropoda; Insecta; Hemiptera; Aphididae
Source: the annotation of a GenBank genome assembly
AUGUCGGUGAUCUACACUAUUAUACUGGCGAUCAUCUCAUCUCUCUCGUAUAUAGUCGCGGGAGCGUUGUUCGUAUUGAUCGUCUUUUUGACGAUCAGGCACGACCUAGUGUCCGCCGCGAUCGCCAGAGAGCUUCAUCGUCAAAAGCCGGUGUUGGUUACAGUUGUCGACGAUGACGAAGAAAACAACUACUGGACGAACGCAGCCCGGCGGCUGACUUUCGAGGCCGUACCACCCUCGGUCAGGAUCCAAAUGUUGAUCAACCUUUUGCAAAAGUUCAAGGACGACCGGCUGGAUGCGACGGACAAGCGACUCAAAACAGUCACCGCAAGGCUGAACGGAAUGAUGGCCACGUAUCGACGGGCUCGAAUGGCCUACGAUUUUGAGACAUCAGAAUUAAUUGUCAAGGAAUCACUUGAAUCGUUGAAUAAGAAGGUUUCCAUCGUUGAGCCAUCUGUUCAAUCAUUAUCGAAGAAACCAUUGCCGUCUGAUGUAAAAUCCGAGUCGAAAUCGAUAGAUCCUGUUGAGAAAACUCAGUCGGGAUUGUCAGCGAAAUCUUCUAUUUCCGCCGUUCAACCGACACAACCAGAAUCAUUAACCGAAAACCUUAAGGAACUCGCGAUGACUCUUGUAUCAGUUAUUGUAUGGUUUAAAAAUGCCUCCACCUCAAAAGUGUAUAGGAGAAAAGCUGUCGGAGUUUAUCAAGCGAUCAAUUCGGCACUUAACUCCCAAUACCUAAAAACAUUUUUUAAAUUCGUUUUUGACGGUUUUGAUAAGAUUGUCAAACUUUAUACACACAUAGACAUGGACAAUAGUGAGAUUACAAGAGUCAUGAUAAGAAUACCAGCAACUGAAAAUGAUGAGGAUUGA